CAAUAACCCUUCUUUCCUUCAAACUCCUCUAGCACCUCUCCCUCCACCCUUAUCCUCUCGCAACUCCUCCUAAAACCCUUUCACUCCCUCUCCUCUCCCACAGAAAAUGGCUGUGGCUUCUUCUGCAACUUCCAAUCUAUUCAAGACCUUAUCGAUGGCGGAUUCAUGCGUCUCCCUCCCUUACCUUUCCGCUGCCAAAACCUCCAACCCAUUUCUCUCAGUUCCCUCCAAACCCAUCAAGCUCCACCUCUCCUACACCCCUUCCUCGCUCUUCUCGCUGCCGCUGUCCCUCGGAAGAAAAACCCACUUCUCCUCCGUCGCCGCCUUUGUGGCCCAGACCUCGGACUGGGGUCAGGAAGACAGCACGCUCACCAUUGACGGCGCGGAGGGAAGUGAGGAAGAAGGGGUCUUUGAGGAGAGUGAGGAGGUGUCGAAUGUCGAUCCUCCGGAGGAGGCCAAGGUGUUUGUUGGAAAUUUGCCUUUUGAUGUUGAUAGUCAGAAAUUGGCUGAGCUCUUUGAGAGGGCUGGAAUCGUCGAGGUUGCUGAGGUUAUUUACAACAGGGACACUGAUCAGAGUCGUGGGUUUGGAUUUGUGACCAUGAGCACCGUUGAGGAAGCUGAUAAGGCUGUGGAACUGUUCAGUCGUUAUGAUUUAAAUGGAAGGCUCUUGACUGUCAACAGGGCUGCUCCAAGAGGAACACGCCAAGAACGCCCACCCCGUUCAUUUGAAUCUGCUUUUAGAAUCUAUGUCGGUAACCUGCCAUGGAAUGUGGAUACUCCUCAACUGGAGCAGAUUUUCAGUGAACAUGGUAGCGUUGUGGAGGCUCGAGUAGUCUUUGACAGAGAAACUGGACGAUCCCGUGGUUUUGGCUUUGUUACCAUGGCCAGUGAAAGCGAAAUGAAUGAUGCCAUUGGUGCGCUCGAUGGACAGAGUAUCGAUGGCAGGGCGAUCAGAGUAAAUGUUGCGGAAGAAAGACAAAGGCGCAGUCCUUAUUGACGCAGCCGGGAUGAAACCUAAGUUCCGUUUUGGUUCCUUUUUCUUCAGAUGAGUUAUAUGUUAGCCGGUUUUCAGCGAUGGUUUUUUGUGGUUCCUACUUGUAGGAUUAUUGUUCGAGUCCGAAACGAUACGUAGUGUCCAAGUUUUGACUCCAUUAAUUUUGGGGAACAGCUGUUGUGGUUACCAUUUUGUUAUGAAGCAUGGAGCAAUUGAAACGCAUUAUAUUUUCA
Molecule: messenger RNA, 1227 nt
Organism: Malus domestica (apple)
Lineage: Eukaryota; Viridiplantae; Streptophyta; Magnoliopsida; Rosales; Rosaceae
Product: 28 kDa ribonucleoprotein, chloroplastic-like
Biological process (GO): chloroplast rRNA processing
Cellular component (GO): chloroplast thylakoid membrane
Molecular function (GO): mRNA binding
Source: RefSeq, a predicted model, not a curated record